CUAUGGAUAGCAUGUGGUCGGUACACACAUGUUCGUUCGUUCAUCGCGUGAGUGUCAAUACGUGUCUCAUCGAUCAGAUCAACCGCCGCGCCCAGACAGCACAGAAUUGACAGACACAGACAGACAGACGCAAAUCUAAGACGCGUCCCACAGUCAUCGUAUCUCGGUGGCUGCGGCAAGCCGGCUGCUUUGGUUGCUCUCCCGCGCCUGAUUGAACACCUCGCGGAACUCAGACCUGAGGGAGGACAGAGAGAGAUGCGGUACACAAUACACACAUCACAUCCACCCUCUCUGUCCGUCCGUCCGCCCAUUUCACUCAGUCUCUCACUUGAGUUCCUUGUUGUGUGGGUCCUUGGUGAAGGCCGUGCCUGACAUACAUAGAGUCAGUGACAGAGAGCAAAGCACAGCACACUCUCUCUUCUCCCCCUGAUCCGAUGGAUGCGCUCCUUCCCUCUCUUUGUUGGUGUGACACUCACCUAGUUCGGUAGCGGCCUGUGUCAAGUCGCCCAGUGCCUUGUAGGCAUGCGCCAACCGGUAGUAGCCCUUGGGCCACUCGGGGUCGUAACGCACCGUCUGAUUGAUGCACACAAACACGCACACACACACACACACACAUGCAUCUUAUCUCCUCGCGUGUGUGUGUCCCAUCCCAUUCCGUGCCGUACCUCUUUGCCCUGGGCGAUUGCCUGCUGUGGCUGGUCCAUGGCCAGGUGGCACGCAGCGCAGUUGGAGUGCAGCGCCCUGAGCAGCAGCACCAGCUCCUGACGGCAUGAGCUCAGAUGGCCGAAAUCAAACUCUGUUCCCGCCUUGGGGCCCCGCGCGUCGGUGAGCGAACGAAUGAACGAGAUGAGGGGGUUGUCGUCGGUCAAGACGGAGAUUGCCUGCAGAUCGGAUACACACACACACACACACAGAGGGAGGGAGAGCGAAGGGGUAAAAGAGCAGAAGAUGUGUCAAUUUUGUUUGUUUUCUCUCUCUCUCUCUCUCUCUCUCUCUUUCUCAUUGCGUGCGUACCUCUCGGUAGGUCUCGAGUGCCGGCGCAUUCUGCCCAUUCUUGUAGAGCUGGUUGCCCUUGGUUUUGAGCUCUUCCGCCCUCUCUCGCCUCUUCCUGUGCUCGGCCUCAUCCCAAUGCACCUUCUCAAACGCACCCGCAGCAUCGAAACCGUCCCCCUGCCCAUUGGCGUUGUCGUCACGGUUGCUGGGCCCAUGAGCUUCGAUGUCCAUCGGUUUAGCGGCCUCGGCGGCCUCGGCAGCGACGUUAGUGACGGGGCGGAGGAGGGCGCAGAUGGCGUCGAAGGUGUGACCGAGUUGAAGGGGCGUCUGGCCGUUGGUGACCUUGUUGGGGUUGGCACCUUUGCUCAACAGCUUCUGGGUGCCCUCAGCGUCUCCGUUCUCAGCCGUGCAGUGCAGCGGAAUCCAGCCAUCCUGAUCUGACAAGACAAGCCCACAAACGGACACGUCCAUCCAUCCAUCCAUCCAUCCCCUCAGCCUUGCUCUCCCUUUCUUUGUGUCGGUGGCACCUUCAACGUUCGGGUCAGCGCCCCCCUCGAGCAGCAGGUCGAAUAUCUCCUUGGCCGUGUCGACGUGGUGCCGCAUCGAUGCGCUCAGGAUGAGGGGCGGGGGCACCUGGCGGCUGCCCAGGUCGGGAUUGGCCCCGUGGGCGAGCAGCAGACGGACGGCUGUGGCAUUCUGUUGUGUGACGGCCCACAGGAGGGGCGUCCCGAACUCCGUCGAGCAUGCGUUGACGUCACAGGGAGGAAGAGGCUGUAUACAGCCGAGAGAGAAGAAGCAAAGGGUGUGUAUGUAUGUAUGGCUGCCUGUCUGUGUCUGUCUAUCUCGGUCGCACCGUCUCGUCAGUGCGGCAGUUGAGGAGCAUCUCAAGCAGGCUGCCGUCGCGGUGCUCGGCGGCCACAUGAAGCGCAGACGUCCCCUUGCGAUUCCUGCAGCGCAAUGCAAUAGCAUCAACACACAUAUAUCCACCCACAUGCGCAUUGAUCUCUCCUCUCCAUCCAUCCAUCGAUCAGGUUAGCUUACAGGUGGCUGAUCUUGGCUCCCCUGUCCAGCAACAGCCGCACCACGUCCGCAUGGUUGUGGAGCACCGCCAGCAGCAGCGGCGUGUCGCCCACAUCACACUCCAGGUCCACCUUGACGCCCUCAAUGGCCAGCAAGGUCUUGACAUUCUCCACCCUCCCUCCCAUGCACGCGAAGUGCAGACAUCCCCGGCCAUUGCCGUCGCGGUAUUGGUUGACGAUGUCCGCCAGAGUGACGCCUUCCUCUCCCCUCUCUCGUCGGAUGGUCUCCAGGUGGCUGAUGAGCUCCGCGGCGUCCUGAUCUUUGGCGCAUGCGAGCAGUUGCGUCAGCUCCUUCUUCACCCGGUUGAAGGCCUCGUUUGAGUGGCUUGCAGAUGCUGAUGCUGCCAUGGCUGACGCCGA
Vitrella brassicaformis is the source of this 2432-nucleotide messenger RNA. NCBI's taxonomy places the organism in Eukaryota, Vitrellaceae. The record is from the annotation of a GenBank genome assembly.